Molecule: messenger RNA, 2042 nt
Organism: Punica granatum (pomegranate)
Lineage: Eukaryota; Viridiplantae; Streptophyta; Magnoliopsida; Myrtales; Lythraceae
Source: RefSeq, a predicted model, not a curated record
AAGCCAAGGAAGGAGCGAAGAAGAUGAAGAAGAGGCAGACAGCGGACAGCGGACAGCCUACUGCUCUGUUCUCUAUGUUUAUAUAUAUAUAUAUAUAUAUAUACGCCUAACCCGCCCACCAAACACUUCUCCCUUCAAAAAGCAACGGAGACCUUAGCCCGAAGCUAAUUCCUUCUCCCCUCCUUGUUCUGUGCUCAAAGCCCGUUCCUUUCUCCUCUCAGCCAUGACUCUCGGCAGUGUUCCGUUGGCUACAAUGGACCUUCAAGUCGGGAGUGGGGGCAGGAGGAACCCCACGAUGAUAUGUGCCCCGUUAAUGGCGGAUUCGGUCGAUCAGAUGUUGAGUCUAGUGAGGAGCGCCAAAGACCAGGGCGCUGACUUGGUCGAGCUUCGGUUGGACUUCUUGAAGAGCUUCAGCCCCAGACAAGACCUCGAGACCCUUAUCCAGCAGAGCUCCUUGCCCACUCUUGUCACUUUCAGACCAAAAUGGGAAGGUGGACAAUAUGAAGGUGAUGAAAAAGCUCGACUUGACGCGUUGCGUCUAGCUGUGGAAUUAGGAUCUGCUUAUGUUGAUGUUGAGCUUAAGGUAGCCAAUGAGUUUUUCAACUCCGUAAAAGGGAAGAAGCCUGAAAAGGUUAAAGUGAUCGUUUCUUCUCACAAUUAUGAAAAGACUCCAUCUUCCGAGGAACUCGGCAACCUCGUUGCAAGAAUUCAGGCUACAGGAGCUGACAUUGUGAAGAUUGCUACAACUGCCACGGACAUCACUGACAAUGCACGGAUCUUUCAAGUACUCGCGCAUUCUCAAGUCCCAACAAUAGCAAUUGCUAUGGCUGACAGAGGUUACAUAUCAAGGAUACUUUCUGGGAAAUACGGAGCUUUCCUGACCUUUGGGACGCUUGAGGCAGGAGUGGAGUCUGCUCCUGGACAGCCCACUUUAAAGGAUUUAUUGGACCUCUAUAACUUCCGACAAAUUGGUUCUGAUACCAAAGUCCAUGGUGUUAUUGGAAACCCGAUUGGCCACAGCAAAAGUCCUCAUUUAUACAACUCAGCAUUUAAAUCAGUCAACUUCAAUGGGAUCUACCUACCUUUGUUGGUUGAUAAUGUUGCAAAUUUCAUAAGCACAUUCUCUUCUCCAGAUUUUGUCGGAUACAGUUACACUAUUCCUCACAAGGAAGCAGGACUUAAAUGCUGUGACGAGGUCGACCCAAUUGCACAGGCUAUAGGAGCUAUUAGCUGCAUGACCAGAAGGCCGGAUGGAUCGAUGAUGGGGUACAAUGUCGACUACCUCGGGGCCAUAGCAGCUAUUGAGGAAGCACUCCGAGCCCGGGAAGGUACAAAUGGAGCUGCUUCGCCCUUAGCUGGUAAACUCUUCGUUGUCAUUGGCGCUGGUGGAGCUGGAAAGGCACUUGCUUAUGGUGGUUACGAGAAGGGCGCAAGAGUCAUGGUCGCAAACAGGACAUAUGACAAAGCAAAAGAACUUGCUAGCAAAGUCGGAGGGAAAGCCAUUACCCUUGAAGAACUCGAGAAUUUCCACCCAGAAGAGGGGAUGAUCCUUGCCAACACCACAUCUGUUGGGAUGAAACCGAACAUUGAUAGGACACCCUUAGCUAAGAAAGCUUUGAGCCACUAUUCUCUGGUUUUUGAUGCAAUCUACACCCCGAAAUUGACCCGACUCCUGAGGGAAGCUCAAGAGUGUGGAGCCACCCCUGUGUACGGAACCGAGAUGUUCAUCAACCAGGCCUUUGUACAGUUUGAGAGGUUUACAGGGAUGCCAGCACCGAAGCAACUGAUUAGGGACACAUUGGCGAAAAACACAUGAAAAGAUUUUUUUUCCUCUUGGGCAAGUCUAGGAAGCAGCAAGCAUGUCUCUUUCAGGCGAAUUCCAAGUUUCACAUUCCGAGCCGUCUACUUAUUAUGUUGUAACAAUAAGCUUUCGCUGUAAUCCCGAUCACUUACCAGGAUUUUGAGUUAUAUUAAGAAAUGAUGGUUUCCUCUUUUACUGUACUUCUUUGAUUCAUCUGCAGAAGGAAAAGUUGCUCCAUCAA